Molecule: messenger RNA, 1175 nt
Organism: Seriola aureovittata
Lineage: Eukaryota; Metazoa; Chordata; Actinopteri; Carangiformes; Carangidae
Exons: 6
Coding region: 258-812 (184 amino acids)
Cellular component (GO): membrane; cytoplasm
Source: RefSeq, a predicted model, not a curated record
GCUGUGGGCUCAACUUCAACACUUCACUCAACUGGGAGAAUCUGUGAUUCCUCUCCAGUGCGCAGAUAAAGGUCUUAUCACACAUUUCCUGCGACAGUGGCAGAACUUUGACCCGGUGAGAAAACCUCUCUCACUAGUAGAUUCACCUCAGCUCCGCCUCCUUGUUCAGCAGAACCAAUCAGAAAACAGCCUGUGUCUCUUUGGUCUUGGAAAUUUAAGGAGAGGGUUAGAAAAGCGCUGCUGAAAGAUUUUUCAUCAUGAACCGAGCCUGGGCUGUGUUCAAGGCUCACCCCUACAUCAGUAACGUUGUGGGAUACACAACUCUGUUUGCCUCUGCUGACGUGAUACAGCAGAGCGUGCUCGGUGGGAAACAUGCAGCAGGAGCCACAUCAGAUGGUUCAGCUGGCAUCGACUGGUGUCAGACGGCUCGAGUGGCGACCGUUGGUUUCUGUUUCCAUGCCAACUUCAAUUACCACUGGCUCAGGUGGCUGGAGAGGAUGCUGCCGGGGGGCGGAGUGAAGGCGGUGACAGGGAAAGUUGUGGUGGAUCAGCUGGUCGCAGCACCUCUCACCAUCAGUGCUUUUUAUAUUGGUUUAAGUUUACUAGAAAAGAAAGAGGACCCACUUGAAGACUGGAGACAGAAAUUCUGGACAUCUUACAAGGCUGGAGUUGUAUUUUGGUCAACAAUGCAGGGAGUGAACUUUGCCCUGGUUCCCCCUGUGGCACGGACAGUGUUUCUGGGAGGCAUCGCACUGACUUUCACAGUCUUCCUGUGCCACCUCAGACAGCAGCGCGGUCACAAACUUGAAUAAACCCUUGAUCCUCAGCUCCAUCAUGCAAGUCUUUUGUAAACCAGCAACAUUAGAUGAGUCUUACUUACACAGAAUUCAGUUGCAGAGUCAAUAGAUUUAAUGAGGAAACUGGGGAGGAUUCCUACUGUAAAGGUCACAUCUCUGUGAAUCAGAUGAUGAGGGUGUGUGACGGGUUUCUAUCUCAUUUCAACUUCCUGUACUGAAUGCAAAUGUAAAUUAUGAUGCAAUAGUGUCUGGGUUAAAUCCUGCUGAUACGCUUGAUAUGUUGGCGUGACACCCAUCACACUGUUUCAGUAUCUCAUACUGGACUAUGUUUGUGGUUGCUGUCAUACAUUUUUUAAUAAAUUACAAAAAAAAAAAAAA